Messenger RNA from Mesorhabditis belari, 591 nucleotides. NCBI's taxonomy places the organism in Eukaryota, Metazoa, Nematoda, Chromadorea, Rhabditida, Rhabditidae. The record is from the annotation of a GenBank genome assembly.
AUGAUGAAAAUGUUGAAAGCGAGGAAAGGACGUUUGGUGAAUGUGACCUCAAUCUCGGGUCGGUGCCCGAUCCCCGGUCUCGGUCCCUACACACUCACGAAGCAUGCGGCAACUGCUUGGACUGAUAUUGUCAGAAAAGAAUUGUCAAUGUUCGGCGUCGAGGUUUACAUCAUCGAGCCAGGCUUUGUGCGGACACAUUUGACUGAUGUGAAUCGCUUGGAACGAUGCAAUUGGGAUCAUUACAACAAAGCCCCACAAGAGAUCCGAGAGGAAUACGGAUACGACUUCAUGCAUAAAUUUAUCGAAAAUCAAAAGAUGACUGUCGAGAUCAUGGCCUGUCCGAAUACAAAAAGAGUUGUUGACGACUAUGUCAAAGCGGUGACCUCGGUCUACUGUAGGACGCGGAUGAAAAUGGGAUGGGACACGUGGCUUGUUUGGCAUCUCUCAUCAUUCUUCCCAACAAAUCUCCAGGAUUUCUACUUGAACAAUCUAGGUGUCAUUUUUGGUCCGAACAUCCCAGCCGCGAUGCGACCCCAUUGCUCUCAUUGCAAGUUGUCCAAAGAGAAGCAAGAACAUCAGAACGAGGCUCAU